GAGAGGAGGCGGCGGCGAAGAAAGCCACCGCCGCGCCCUGGUCCAAAUCCCUCAGACCGAGCUUUUCCCAUGUGGAGACUCUCUCGAUGGACGUGUCCCCGAGUGCUUCUUAGACGGACUGCGGUCUCUUAAAGGUCGACCAUGGUGGCCGGGACCCGCUGUCUUCUAGUGUUGCUGCUUCCCCAGGUCCUCCUGGGCGGCGCGGCCGGCCUCAUUCCGGAGCUGGGCCGCAAGAAGUUCGCGGCGGCGUCCGGCCGCCCCUCCGCCCGGCCCUCGGACGACGUCCUGAGCGAGUUCGAGUUGCGGCUGCUGGGCAUGUUCGGCCUGAAGCAGAGACCCACCCCCAGCAGGGACGCCGUGGUGCCCCCGUACAUGCUGGACCUGUACCGCAGGCACUCGGGCCAGCCGGGCGCGCCCGCCCCGGACCAGCGACUGGAGAGGGCGGCCAGCCGCGCCAACACCGUGCGCAGCUUCCAUCACGAAGAAUCCUUAGAAGAACUACCAGAAAUGAGUGGAAGAACUACACGCCGGUUCUUCUUUAAUUUAAGUUCCAUCCCCAGUGAGGAGUUUAUCACAUCUGCAGAGCUCCAGGUUUUCCGGGAGCAGAUACAGGAAGCCUUGGGAAACAAUAGUUUCCAGGACCGAAUUAAUAUUUAUGAAAUUAUAAAGCCUGCAGCAGCCGGCUUGAAAUUUCCCGUGACCAGACUGUUGGACACCAGGCUAGUGAAUCAGAACACAAGCCAGUGGGAGAGCUUCGAUGUCACCCCGGCUGUGAUGCGAUGGACUGCACAGGGACACAGCAACCAUGGCUUUGUGGUGGAAGUGGCCCACGGAGAGGAGAAACCAGGUGUCUCCAAGAGACACGUGAGGAUUAGCAGGUCUUUGCACCAAGAUGAACGCAGCUGGUCACAGAUAAGGCCACUGCUGGUGACUUUUGGCCAUGAUGGCAAAGGACAUCCACUCCAUAAGAGAGAAAAGCGGCAGGCCAAGCACAAACAGCGGAAGCGCCUCAAGUCCAGCUGCAAGAGACACCCUUUGUAUGUGGACUUCAGCGAUGUGGGGUGGAAUGACUGGAUCGUGGCCCCUCCAGGCUAUCAUGCCUUUUAUUGCCAUGGGGAAUGUCCUUUUCCCCUGGCCGAUCACCUGAACUCCACUAACCACGCCAUAGUGCAAACGCUAGUGAACUCUGUGAACUCCAAGAUCCCCAAGGCAUGCUGUGUCCCAACAGAGCUCAGUGCUAUCUCCAUGCUGUACUUGGAUGAAAAUGAAAAGGUCGUGUUAAAGAAUUAUCAGGACAUGGUUGUGGAGGGUUGUGGGUGUCGUUAGCACAGCAAAAUAAAAAGAUAUAUAUAUUUUAGAAAAAAGAAAAGAACCUACCACCCCCAAGAAACCAGCUGACACUUUAAUAUUUCCCAAUGAAGACUUUAUUUAUGGAAUGAAAUGGAAAAAAACACAACUAUUUUGAAAAUAUAUUUAUAUCUACGAAAAGAAGUUGGGAAACCAAAUAUUUUAAUCAGAGAAUUAUUCCUUAAAGAUUUAAAAUGUAUUUAGUUGUACAUUUUAUAUGGGUUCAACUCCAGCACAUGAAGUAUAAUGGUCAGAUUUAUUUUGUAUUUAUUUACUAUUAUAACCACUUUUUAGGAAAAAAUAGCUAAUUUGUAUUUAUAUGUAAUCAAAAGAAGUAUCGGGUUUGUACAUAGUUUUCCAAAACUUGUAGCUGUUCUCAGUUGUGUGUAUUUAAGAUGAGAAGGUCGACAUGGAAGGUUACUUAGGCAAAGUGCUCAGCAUGUUUGCUUUUGUUUUUUGUUGUUUGUUUGUUUGGGUUUGUGUGUGUGUGUGUGUGUGUGUGUGUAUGUGUGUGUGUGUGUGUGUGUGUGUUUUGCAGUGCUACUGUUAAGUUCACAAGUUCAAGUCCAGAAAAAAAGUGGAUAAUCCACUCUGCUGACUUUCAAGAUCAUUAUAUUAUUCAAUUCUCAGGAAUGUGGCAGAGUGGUUGUCCAAUCCAUGAGAACGUUUAUUCUUAUUAGGGGGCUAUUUGGAUAAGAACCAGACAUUACUGAUCUGACAGAAACAGCUUCCUCUCCCUUCUUGCAGAAAGAAUAAGUUAGGACCAGUGAAAAUAUGAGGAAAACUAUGAACACAUAGGAAAGCGAUGGUGGGUUGUUCUUUCCUAAACUGGCAAUCCCUUCCAGGGGACUGAUCUGGCCAAAGUACUAAAUAAAACAUUAGAUUUUUCUUUAUUAAUAUCAUGGUUAAAUAUAUUUACAAUUGAUGUCUUGUGGCCCUCAUCAAGAAUUGGAAACUGAUUUGUACUUUGCAAUUACUCUGCCUGGGAGCUCUUUAUUCUCUGAAGUACCCAAUUUUCUACGUUUGUCAGACACUCAGUAAAAUCACACACGUCAUGUUUUCUGUCCGCACUCUGUUCUCUAACCGAUCAGCUUGCUUUUUUUUCCAGGGCUGUGUGUUUGAACACAUUUCUCCAAAUGUUAAACAUAUUUCAGAUAAUAAAUAUCAAAACUCUGGCAUUUCAUUCUAUAAAGUCUAACCCAUGAGAGAAAAUGGUCCAUUUGUACAGUGUUCACAGUGACUACCUUGUGUUUGUGGUUUUGUUUCUCAAGUGACUGAUUUUAGAUGGGAGGGGGUAGAGGAAAAGAAAAGGUAAGGGAUGGUUAGAAAAUUGCAAGCAAGUCAUAUUUGCACCAAAAGAAUUACCAAUGACUAUUUUUCAUAUGAACUCUUUUGGAGCAGAAAAUUUGAGGGAUAGUCAAUGCUUUAAAAAUAAGCAAAACUUGGGGAACCUAAGGGGAAGUUUCAGAGAUGAUAUAUCCCAUGCAACAGAGGCCACAGUGGCAAACAAUGAGAGAGAGAGAGAGAGAAAGAGAGAGAGAGAGGGAGAGAGAGAGAGAGAGAGAGAGAGAGAGAGAGAGAGAGAGAGGAGUCUGAUCAGCUUCUGCAAAAACAUCUGCCAACUGGCUGGAAGCCCAAACUGGGUAAAGUCAAAGGAGGUUCUGGGAGUGAAUUGACAGCAGGGGCAGGGCUUCUGCGGUGCCCAGGUUAGAACUAAAACCUAGGAAGGGAUCUGUGGCUAUGUUUUUAAACUGGGGAAGCCACAGCACUGAUUCUACUGGCAGUGUUUUAGGUCAAUUUCCGGAGCUGUAUGUGCCCUCUAGUCCUGACAUCACCAGUAAAGCCCCAUUCUAACCUCCUUUCCCAACCCCUACCUUAGAACUGGCUGGAAAAGUAGUGUUUGUAAUGGAACAUGCGGUUAUAAUUAAAAUCUUCCUAAGAAUUACCUGCAAGCCCUUGACACAGUUACCUUUUGGAGGCCCAGAGGUUCUGAAGGUCUCAUUUUUGAAUGAAUGUGCUUAGCAUCUUUUAAAGCCUUUCAGCUUCCUUUUGUCCCCCCGCUGUUGCUUUCACACAGGUAGAAAUCACUGGACCCAGCCGUGGGCAGCAGCACCCUCCUCACCCCUGUCCUCCUUCGCCCUCUAGUGCUUUGGGCUCUGGUGACAGACUACAGUCUUAACACCGUAAAACAAUGACCCGUGCUUUUCCAUUUACAAAUUCCCCAGAUGAGCGUGAGCAUAUGGUACCGGAGUCUCAUCUGUGGCCGGUCUAUCCUCUGCUAGUUCUGAUUUUCUCUGCUAAGAUUGAUUGAAUACCAGUUCCAAUGGGCUCUGUUGAUUUAUAUAAUAUAUAUGCAUAUGUAUAUAGACAUUAAUGUAUGAAUCCAUGAAGAUUAUAUUUAUUAUAUAUGUGAUGAUGGCAUUUUCAGUUUCAGAGUUUUCACUGUAGAUGAGGGCUGACCCUCCCGGCAGCUUCCCUAAGAAGCGAUAUUCUUCCAUUCACCUUGCCUUCCUCCAGACAUUUUUACUCACAUUCUUCAAAGCAUCAUAACACUAUGACACCAUGUUUCUUGAAUCCCGAAUUUCUAUGAUCCUUGAAUAAACUUUAGAAUUGGUUUAAAGGGAAAAAAUGCAGACGUUUCUUAGUUUUGAGAGCUUGGCUUUCAAAAUUGAUCAAACUGUCCUGUGGUUCUGUGCGUGCUUGGUUCUGUGGCAUCUCUGGCAUGACGGCAAGUGAAUGGAGCAUUAGGUUACUCCGUUAUCUCUUUGUA
This is a messenger RNA of Nannospalax galili (Upper Galilee mountains blind mole rat), 4117 nucleotides long. RefSeq names its product bone morphogenetic protein 2 (gene Bmp2). The record is from RefSeq and is a predicted model, not a curated record. Gene Ontology annotation, molecular function: growth factor activity; BMP receptor binding; cytokine activity. Gene Ontology annotation, cellular component: extracellular region. Bases 142 to 1326 code for a protein of 394 amino acids. Gene Ontology annotation, biological process: BMP signaling pathway; negative regulation of transcription by RNA polymerase II; SMAD protein signal transduction. The transcript has 3 exons. Lineage: Eukaryota; Metazoa; Chordata; Mammalia; Rodentia; Spalacidae.